Aspergillus mulundensis is the source of this 2691-nucleotide messenger RNA. RefSeq lists its product as uncharacterized. NCBI's taxonomy places the organism in Eukaryota, Fungi, Ascomycota, Eurotiomycetes, Eurotiales, Aspergillaceae. The record is from RefSeq and is a predicted model, not a curated record. The transcript has 3 exons. Bases 1 to 2691 code for a protein of 896 amino acids.
AUGGCCGAACUUGGCUGCGCCUAUGCCGACACUGGAGCUAUAUCUGAUCUGGACCAGCUAUGUGAUGAAGAGGAUGACCUUGGCUCUUCCGUUAGCACCACAUCGGCAGGCGAAGAGCUUCAAAUAGAGUCGGUCCAAUCUCACACCGAAGAGGCUGCAGAAUCCGAGCUCCCCAUCCAAGAUGGACGCGCUGUACCCACGACAAAAUCAGUGCUCACCAACGGCGUUGAUGAGAAGAGCCAAGUUUCGGAGAUUACCGCAACGAAAUGCGACCCGGCACCUGUCGGAGAACCCGGGGGUGCGGCAACGCGUCUGAAUCUUUUGGACCUUCCUGUGGAUCUUCUACAAGACAUCAUCAAAGAGGUGACUCAUACGAAUGACCUUACGUCUUUGGCCCUUACCUGCUCCGCACUCCAUUCCCUCGCAGUCCCUCAGAUGUACGCACGCUUCGAUAUCGUCUGGCCGGAUGCUUUUCCACAGUCUGAUCACCCGGGGGGAGUGGAUGCUCUUUCCUACGGCCUGGCGACAUUGGUUAUGGGAGAAGACAUAUUCCGGGAAGUACCUGCUAGGCAUGUGGCACGCCCUUGUGCCCAGUGCGAGUGCAAUAACCCCCAAUCGCAUGUUCAGCAGGAAAGUGGUCGAAUCCGGCGUGGCAACUACUUCGCACAGUAUACACGAAAAUUCUCGGUCGGAAACGGCCCGCCAGAUUGGGUACAGGAAUAUUCAGUCACAAAAGAGACUGGGAAGAUGCUCGGAACUCUCGUUGCUUUAGCCGUGGCGCGGAUGGUCAACCUGGAGACUUUUAUUUGGGAUAUGCCGACCGGCGUCGUAAGAGACGUAUGGAUUGCGCUAUCGUCGCUAGCAGACCGAGGGGGGCAUGAGUGUCGUUUGGAGAAUGUUUGGAUACGAUGGCACGAUAAUUCUGAGAACACGGUUCGUCCUUUGUCAGGAGUUCCCACUACGUCUUCAUUAACUCUUCCCGAGACCCAGCAUGUCCUUGUUCCGCCGACUGCCAGCUCAUCUCUUUUCCGGAAAUACGGGCAUGUAGAAUACCCUUCGCUCUCGAUACUGCCCCCACUGAAGAAUCUGAGUGUUCUUGAUAUAGAUGAGCCAUCAUACCUUGAGGAAAUGGCUGUGCUCAUUGGACGCUCGCGAGAUAAACUGAGAGAGCUGCGUGUUGGUAUCUCCUCAAAGGUUUGUCAGGCUGAGUGGUUAAAGCCACAGGGAGGGACGCAUAUCGAGCAGAGCGAUUCCACUACCGUGUCUGGGUGGCCGAAGGCUGGUGGAGUACUUGGAGCGAUACUGGGCUGGCCCGGUCGUCCAACCAGGGAAUCCUCAUUGAAAGCAGAGGAGCCUGCAAAAGCAGAUGAUGACAAUACGUCUGGAGACGUCACUGUAGUCGCGGACUCAGAUACCACGGUUCAUACUCUCAUUGAGGCUUUUUCCGCGCAAACGCUCAAUGCGACAGCGGCUCCUAAUCUGGUUGAAGCGCAGGAUAUCAUCGAUGCAGGGAAUAUUCCGAAUCUGAGCCCGCAUGGAACACAGCCAAUACAGAUUCCCACGUCCAAAGCUCCAAGAGAGUCUUUGAGAAAGUCUUCGAAAGCAACUAACUCCUCCACAUCCGGGUCCAAUCGCCCAUUGCUAAAACUAGAGGUUCUCGAAUUAGAGCGCGUCCCCGUUUCUGCAUCAGUACUACUAGACACUAUUGACUGGACCCGAAUUACCUCACUCACUAUACUCCGCUGUGAAGGCCAUGAAAAGCUGUGGAGGGGUCUUCGCCGCCGGUUUGCUCCUUCUGCAGCUUCACGCACCGGUCCGAGACACACCGGCAAGGAGGAAGACAAGAGUCUAACGGAAUAUGCCUUGAGGAUUAAACAUAUCCAUACCGACGCCGUUUCGCCGUAUUUGUUGCUUUUCAUCAAAGACACCCUUCGCCCGGACACUCUGGAGACCGUGUUCCUCCAUGGAUCACCACUUCAUGACUCUGCUGUUCAUAUUGAGGGAAUAUACCGGAAUGUUAUACGGAACCAUCGGGCAAGCCUGAGCAGAUUGUUAGUAGACAGUACCGAACGAUCACCUGCAGGAUUGGAAAUGAGCAAUAACCGGUGGCGGAAAUGGAUGUUCACGCGAGAGGUCAUCACCUUCAUAACAAGCGGGCGAAUGCCCAAGCUAAGAGAAUUGUCGAUGACCAUAGACUCCAAGGAUUGGCACUACUUCCUACAAAGAUUGCCUUACAUCCCUCAGCUUCGCGCCCUCCACAUCCCCCAUAUUAUCCGUCCAGUUCACCUCGACCUGAAAGAGCUCGCCAUGCAGGUCCUUGACAUUGUGACCCUCCGGCCGGAGAUCAGCAUCAGCUACUUGGGCAUGCAGAACAAAUGUUAUGAGAUUCUCGAAGGCAAGGGCAAUGAGUAUGAUUUGGCCGAAACGGACGACAUCCACAGCGAAGGCUUUGUUCCAGGAGCCGAAAAUUGGGCCGGGUCCGAGACGAACGAGGAAGACUCGGACGAAGAUGAUGAAGGGAUCACGAUGGAUUCUCAUUCCGACUUAUCGUCGGAAGAUCAGAGGUCGCUAGAAGAUGAUGAUUCCACUGACAGCGACUACGGUCGACCGCGCGUGUCUUUCCGCUUGCGCGAGAUUCUUUUCUAUGACGACAAAAUUGCUAUUUUCAAAGCCCGGCAUGGCGUUUUAUGA